UUUCUUUCUUCAGUCUCCUCUCUCACAAUUUACUCGCAGCAGAGUCCAGUCCUCUCCUCCUCUCCCAUUAUUUACUCUCACACACAUAUCUCUCUCUCUACCAUUCUGAUAGAAGGGGAGUGAUAGAAUCAAAGAAACCCACAAGUGAUUAACCCUUUUUUCUUCGUGAAGACUUACAUUCAACCGGAAAACAAAGGAGACUUUCGCUAAUCCUCGCAUAAUACUACUACUAGCAGUUGCAGGAAGAGUAACGAUGUUAAAGACAUUGUUAGUUCACGGGCUCUUGUUGGUCUUCUUCUUCUUCUUCUUCUUGACCAGCUCCGUCGCCGGCGAAGAAAACGACGGCGGCUCGUCGAUAUGCAACUGCGACGACGAAGAGAGCUACUUCAGCUACGAGGGAAUCCUCGAAUCUCAAAAAGUCGGCGACUUUCUAAUCGCGGUCGCUUACUUCUCCAUCCCCAUCGAGCUUCUCUACUUCGUGAGCCGCACCAACGUCUCCUCGCCUUACAUUUGGGUCGUCUGCGAGUUCAUAGCCUUCAUCGUCCUCUGCGGCAUGUCCCAUCUCCUCUCUGGCUUCACCUAUGGACCCCACUGGCCUUGGGUCAUGGCUGCUGCUACCGUCUUCAAGAUGUUGACCGCGAUCGUCUCCUUCCUCACGGCCCUCUCGCUGGUCACUCUCUUGCCGUUGCUACUCAAAGCUAAGGUUCGAGAGUUCAUGCUGAGUAAGAAGACUAGGGACCUUGAUCGCGAGGUUGGUCUUAUAAUGAAACAGACGGAGACUGGUCUGCACGUGCGUAUGCUCACUACUAAGAUAAGGACGUCUCUGGACCGUCACACGAUACUCUACACGACGCUUGUGGAGUUGUCGAAGACUCUGGGGCUCAGGAACUGCGCUGUUUGGAUCCCUAAUGAGAUCAAGACGGAGAUGAAUCUUACUCACGAGUUGAACGGUGAGAAUGUGGGUGGUGGUGGCGAGUUUUCGAUACCGAUCACUGAGUCUGAUGUUGUGAGGAUUAAGAGGAGCGAAGAGGUGAACAUGUUGAGUUCCGGCUCCGCGCUUGCCUCGGUGACUAGCCGAGGCAAGCCGGGCCAGACGGUCGGGAUCAGAGUCCCGAUGCUCCGUGUUUGCAACUUCAAAGGCGGGACGCCGGAAGCUAUCCACAUGUGUUACGCGAUCUUGGUCUGCGUGCUUCCCUUGGGGCGGCCGUCGUCGUCGCGGAGCUGGAGCUACCAGGAGCUGGAGAUCGUUAAGUUCGUGGCUGAUCAAGUCGCGGUCGCGAUCUCUCACGCCGUGAUACUCGAGGAGUCUCAGCUCAUGAGGGAGAAGCUCGCGGAACAGAACAGAGCGCUUCAGGUUGCGAGGGAGAACGCGAUGAGGGCUAACCAAGCGAAAGCUGCCUUCGAGGAGAUGAUGAGCGAUGCGAUGAGACGUCCCGUGAGGUCCAUUUUAGAGUUGCUUCCUUUGAUAACGCAGGACGGGACGUUACUCGAUGAGACGCAAAAGGUUAUCGUCGAUGCUAUGGGGAGAACCGGGGAGUUGCUGUUGCACCUUGUGAACAAUGCGGGAGAUAUAAAUACGAGCCGAGCUGGAGAGGCGCAUUGUUUCAGUUUGCGUACGGUUGUGAAGGAAACGGCUUGCGUGGCGAGGUGUUUGUGUUUGGGGAACGGGUUUGGUUUCUCGACGGAUGUUGAUAGAGCACUGCCUGAUUACGUCGUGGGUGACGCUAGGAAGGUGCUUCAAGCGGUGUUGCAUAUGCUCAGGGGUGUAAUGAACCGGAAGAUCAAGGGGAAUGUGACUUUCAAGGUUGUACCGGAGAGAGGAAACUCAGAAGUUGUGAAAGAGAGCCAAGAAGCGGCUUGGCGACAGUGCUAUUCCAGAGAAUACAUUGAAGUUAAAUUCGUAUUUGAUGUAGAAAAUGGCGAAGAGAGUAGUAGUAGUAGCAGCAGCGUUAAGUUCAUGGAAGGGAACGUUUUGGUAGUGGAGGAUGGUGAAGGUUUGGUGAAAAGCCUCUCGGUUGUGUUCCGGUUCCAGCUCCGGCGAUCUAUACAGUCACGAGGCGGUGGUUAUUCUGGAGAAACUUUUAAAACAUCAACGCCUCCGUCUACUAGUAACGGUCAUUGGCGCCAGUAAAGGGGGGGGGAUAUGUUAGAGCAGAAGAGAGAGUGAUAAAAGGGUUAAGAAUUUCAGAGAUGAGGGAUAACUAAAAAGUGAAAACGGUGUCGUGUUUAACUAGGUUUAACCUGUUAUUAUGUAGGCAGGCAAAAGGCAUGGUUUCAGACUUGUUACCCCGGUAGAUAACAGAAUUAAAAAGUUGAAUAUGUCGGAGGAUGUUUUUUUCCUCUUUUUC
This is a messenger RNA of Raphanus sativus (radish), 2348 nucleotides long. Its product is annotated as ethylene response sensor 2. Lineage: Eukaryota; Viridiplantae; Streptophyta; Magnoliopsida; Brassicales; Brassicaceae. Bases 254 to 2131 code for a protein of 625 amino acids. Gene Ontology annotation, cellular component: endoplasmic reticulum. The record is from RefSeq and is a predicted model, not a curated record. The transcript is spliced from 3 exons. Gene Ontology annotation, molecular function: protein binding; ethylene receptor activity; ethylene binding.